CCCCAAACUCCCCUCCCAUCCAGGCUACCACAUAAUAUUGAGCAGAGUUCCCUGUGCUAUGCAGUAGGUUCUUUUUGGUUACCCAUUUUAAAUAUUUCAGUGUGUACCUGUCAAUAGCAAGCUCCCGAACUAUUGGAAAGGCAUGUUUUAAAUGGUUGAUUGUGUAUUCUAGGUUAGAUGGAGAGGUAAAAAAGACAAAGUAGGGCCUAAUAGACAAGAACAAUUAGAAUCAAGAAACUAUUCCCAUUAUAAAAGUAAAGUUGUGUUAAUAAAAGUAAUGGAGCAAUGAGGAGAAUGAUGGUGAGAGAAUAUCAAAUACUCACAUUUUCAGAGGGGAGCAAAGGUUCAGAAAUGAACCCAACUCUUAUUUCCUGCAGAGUUGGGCACAAAACAGGCAAGAGAGUUAUGGAGCUAUACUCUUUCUUUCCUAGCCCUGUUGGCAUGGAACUUGGUGACUUGGUAAAGAUAAAAGUAAGAUUCCCUCCCUUUCUUCCUUGCUAGAGGUUUGUUAACAUCUGUAUCUACUUGUUGUUACUUGGAAAAUCAGAGUCAACUUAAAUGAUAGUAGGAAAUUCCCCAGUAAUGGUAUAAGUUAGGGAGAAAGAAAAGGGAAGUUUAACCUACUGGUAGUAAUUUCAUUUUUAGCAAAUACAUGAGAUACUAGUUCUUGGCAUGUUUUAUACAAAGAAAAUCCAGGACUUCAAAGUAUUGUUAUAUCUAAGUGGUCAAUAUUGUGUGUUUAUGUACAUACACACUCACAUACAAACUCAUAUUUACAUUGAUGGACAUUUUCUUCCAAUACAAAUAUUUUAUCCAAAUUCACAAUCAUGUUUGGGGGAAGUUAAAAAUAUUGUAUUAUUUAAAAUCUGGUAUAUCAGUUACCGAAUUUUCCACGUUCAUUUAUUUCAUUCUUAUGUGAUUCGUUAUGUUUCUGCUUGGAGUCAAGGGAGUUGUGUGAGUAGGUCUCAAAAAUAUUACAGGAAAAGGACAGUCCCACCAAAACCUACAAAGCUAUUAAGAACUAGAGUCUGAUUUCCAAAAGCGAAUGUGGACUACUACCUCUUUUUACAAAUUCUGCACCACGUUUUACACAUGCAAAAAUGUUUUUGUGGAAAGAUGGAACUCAUCAACCGAUGUCAACUAGAAGCCAAUGCUGAACAGAAUACAGUGAUUUACUGUUGCUGGAGAGAAAAACAUUUAAUCUUCCAUUACGUAUUUGCAGUGAAAAAUGUCAUGAAAUGCAAGAAGAAAAAAUAAAUCCCCUACGGCAACGGAAAUUAUGAACUGAGUCGUUAUUACACUUACACAUUCAUGCGCAUGGUGUCGCUCUUCACUGAAAACAAUUCCGCGAAGAAAGUGCCUCCGCUCCUUCCUUCUUGGAGAAAAUUGGGCAGAUAGUGGAAAACCUCCGCGAAUCCUCCCGCAAUAGAAGGCCGUAAAAUUAGACCUUGAGGGGCAUUUGAAGUAAGGUAGCCUAUAGACUUCAGAUAUCUUUGAAGGCUUUUGAGUGUACCAUGCUGUUUUCCUGGAGAGAAGGCCCAGGAGCUCGGCUUUUGCUGCUCUCGCUUCUGCUUCUCGCAGCCUGGGAGUCGGGGAGCGGCCAGGUCCAUUACUCGGUUCCCGAGGAGGCAAAACACGGCACCUUCGUAGGCCGCAUCGCCCAGGACCUAGGACUGGAGCUGGCGGAGCUGGUGCCCCGCCUGUUCCGGGUGGCGUCCAAAGGCCGCGGGGACCUUCUGGAGGUAAAUCUGCAGAAUGGCAUUUUGUUUGUGAAUUCUCGGAUCGACCGGGAGGAGCUGUGCGGACGGAGCGCGGAGUGCAGCAUCCACCUGGAGGUGAUCGUGGACCGGCCGCUGCAGGUGUUCCAUGUGGAGGUGGAAGUUACAGAUAUUAACGACAACCCGCCUGUGUUCCCAGAAAGUGAAAAAAGAAUAAUCAUUGCUGAAUCUAGACCUCCGGAAACUCGGUUCCCGCUAGAUGGCGCAUCUGAUGCAGAUAUUGGAGUAAACUCCGCCUUGACGUACCGAGUCGAUCCCAACGAUUAUUUCACUUUGGACACACAAAACAGUCAUGAACAAAUGUCUUCGUUAUCACUUGUGUUAAGGAAAUCAUUGGACAGAGAGGAAAUUCAGGAACAUAGUUUAUUAUUGACAGCUAGUGAUGGAGGUAAACCCGAGUUGACCAGCACAGUUCAGCUGCUGAUUACAAUCCUGGAUGUGAAUGACAACGCACCAGAAUUUGACCAAUUAAUUUAUAAAGUGAGAAUGUUAGAGAACUCACUUAAUGGCUCAUUAGUGAUCGAACUAAAUGCCACAGACCCUGAUGAUGGUACAAAUGCAGACAUAACCUACUCAUUUAGAAGACCUGUAUCACCUGCAAUAUUAUAUGCGUUUUACAUAAAUCCCGACAGUGGAGAAAUUAGGACAAAAGGUAAAUUGGAUUUCGAAGAAAAUAAAUUGUAUGAAAUAUCCGUGGAAGCGAUUGACAAGGGGAAUAUUCCAAUGGCGGGUCAUUGUACCAUUUUGGUGGAAAUAGUAGAUAUAAAUGACAAUGCUCCAGAAGUUACCAUCACUUCUUUGGCUCUUCCGGUGCGAGAGGACGCUCAGGUGGGCACUGUCAUCGCCUUGAUCAGCGUAUCCGACCGUGAUUCCGGCGCCAACGGGCAGGUGACCUGCUCCCUGAUGGCUCACAACCCGUUCAAGUUGGUAUCCACCUUCAAGAAUUACUAUUCGAUAGUGCUGGACAGCGUCCUGGACCGCGAGAGUGCGUCGAACUAUGAGGUGGUGGUGACAGCGAGGGACGGCGGCUCACCUUCUCUGUCGGCCACUGCCAGCGUGUCCGUGGAGGUGGCCGACGUGAACGACAACGCGCCCGCCUUCCCGCAGCCCGAGUACACGGUGUUCGUGAAGGAGAACAACCCUCCCGGCUGCCACAUCUUCACGGUCUCGGCGCGGGACGCGGACGCGCAGGAGAACGCGCUGGUGUCUUACUCGCUGGUGGAGCGGAGGGUGGGCGAGCGCUCGCUGUCGAGCUACGUGUCGGUGCACGCGGAGAGCGGCAAGGUGUACGCGCUGCAACCGCUGGACCACGAGGAGCUGGAGAUGCUGCAGUUCCAGGUGAGCGCGCGCGACGCGGGCGUGCCUCCCCUGGGCAGCAACGUGACGCUGCAGGUGUUCGUGCUGGACGAGAACGACAAUGCGCCUGCGCUGCUGCCGCCCGGGUCUGGCGGAGGACCCAGCGCGCUGAGCCAAGUGGUAUCCAGGUCCGUGGGCGCGGGCCACGUGGUGGCGAAGGUGCGCGCGGUGGACGCGGACUCGGGCUACAAUGCGUGGCUGUCUUACGAGCUGCAGCCGGCGGCGGGCGGCUCGCGCAGCCCGUUCCGCGUGGGGCUGUACACCGGCGAGAUCAGCACGACGCGUGCCCUGGACGAGGCGGACGCGCCGCGCCAGCGCCUGCUGGUGCUGGUGAAGGACCACGGCGAGCCGGCGCUGACGGCCACGGCUACCGUGCUGCUGUCGCUGGAAGACAGCGGCCAGGCUCCCAAGGCCUCUUCGCGGGCGUUGUCUGGUGCAGCUGGCGCAGAGAUGGCGUUAGUGGAUGUGAACGUGUAUCUGAUCAUCGCCAUCUGCGCGGUGUCCAGCCUGUUGGUGCUCACGCUGCUGUUGUACACAGCGCUGCGGUGCUCGGCGCUGCCCAGCGAGGGCGCGUGCGGGCCCGUGAAGCCCAGGCUAGUGUGCUCCAGCGCGGUGGGGAGCUGGUCUUUCUCUCAGGAGAGGCGGCAGAGGGUGUGCUCUGGGGAGGGGCCGCCCAAGACCGACCUCAUGGCCUUCAGCCCCAGUCUUCCUCCUUGUCUGAGUUCUGCGGAGGGACCAGGGGAAAUAGAAGCAGAAUUAGAGCAGUUGAAAAAGGUGAGGUCAUAUUUUAAAUUUUCUUGCUGUUUUAGCCAUCCUCACAGUUUUAAGAUUCUUCAAUCUCAGUUUUAAGGUCAUUCUUUAAUUUGCUUGUCAUUAUGGUUUUAAUGAGUGUUACUGACAUCAUGAGUUCCAUUAAUCUUCAAAUUAAAUAUUAGUAAAAAAAACAUAGUAUUGGUCAUAAUGCUAAUUAUUUGCUUUUGUUGAAUUCUUGACAGUUUAAAAAUAUUUAUUGCUUACAUAAGCAUUUUUCAAGAAACUCCACAUUGUGAGUACUUAAGCAUCUAGAAAACCAUAAUUAAACAUUUUAAAAUCUGUGUCUUUAAAAU
This is a messenger RNA of Bubalus bubalis (water buffalo), 4240 nucleotides long. Its product is annotated as protocadherin alpha-13-like. The record is from RefSeq and is a predicted model, not a curated record. NCBI's taxonomy places the organism in Eukaryota, Metazoa, Chordata, Mammalia, Artiodactyla, Bovidae. Gene Ontology annotation, molecular function: calcium ion binding. Gene Ontology annotation, cellular component: plasma membrane. Bases 1515 to 3983 code for a protein of 822 amino acids. Gene Ontology annotation, biological process: homophilic cell-cell adhesion. The transcript has a single exon.